Messenger RNA from Caenorhabditis briggsae, 996 nucleotides. Lineage: Eukaryota; Metazoa; Nematoda; Chromadorea; Rhabditida; Rhabditidae. The record is from RefSeq and is a predicted model, not a curated record. The transcript is spliced from 4 exons. Bases 1 to 996 code for a protein of 331 amino acids.
AUGCCUCCAACUUGCCCCAAUGACUUCCAAAAUCAAUUGGAUUCUCCAGAAACUGUCCGUCUGUUCUCCUAUCUAAAAGACACAAUUGUCCUUCCAUUACACCUAUUUGGAGCAUACUGUAUUUUGAAAAAGACCCCAAAUAAUAUGCAUUCUGUCAAAUUUACACUUUUGAAUUUUCAUUUUUGGAAUGUUUUAUUUGAUUUGAUAUUCGCAUUUUCUGCGCCAAUUCCUAUAUUUCCAAUGCCAGCUGCAGUUAUGAAUGGAAUUUUUACAAGAAUUGGAAUUCCAUCAACUAUUCAAUUGCUCAUUUUGGUAACUUCAAUUGAUUACGUUAGUGUCUCUACCUUAAUGAUCUUUGAAAACCGAUUCUACCUUCUAAACUCCAAGAAAAAAUGGUGGAAAAGAAUUCGUCCGCUUUGGAUGAUUGUCAAUUUUUCGCUGGCUCCACUACAUCAAAUUCCCAAUAUCCUGGAAUUUCCAGAUCAAAAAUUUGCGAGAGAAUUGGUUAUAAAUAGUCUCCCAUGCGUCCCAGAAUUUCUAUACACUGCUGAUAUCGUACUUCCAAGCCUGAACAGCCCCACAAUAGUCAUCAACUCAAUCUUAUUCGUAUCCAUAAUUUUCGGGCAAUUAGCCAUUUUCGCAAAUAUCAUAAUUGCCCAAUUAUACACUAAUUUUGGUGCGAACACACUCUCAAAGACGACCCGACAUCUUCAGAAGAGGCUUUUGAAGACGUUAGUGCUGCAGACAGGGAUUCCAGUGGUUUCGCUUGUUUUUCCAGGAAUUUAUGCAGUCUUUUCAAUUUAUACGAGCCAUUUUGAUAUGGGUUUGAACAAUCUAGUCGCUAUUGUAGCAUCUCUGCAUGGGCUUGUGAGCACAUUAUCGAUCAUUUUGAUCCAUCAACCCUACAGGGAUACUGUAUUUUUUUGGAGAAAAAAUAAGAAGAGUGAAAGCAAAAGGUGGAGUAUACCAGUUGGAUCGACUCUUACAAAUCAUUGA